Molecule: messenger RNA, 5677 nt
Organism: Paralichthys olivaceus (Japanese flounder)
Lineage: Eukaryota; Metazoa; Chordata; Actinopteri; Pleuronectiformes; Paralichthyidae
Gene: dhx57
Product: DEAH (Asp-Glu-Ala-Asp/His) box polypeptide 57
Cellular component (GO): intracellular anatomical structure
Molecular function (GO): RNA binding; helicase activity; metal ion binding
Source: RefSeq, a predicted model, not a curated record
GAGCCUUUGAUUCCAUAGGCAAUCAUAGGCAGCAAUGUCUUUCAGUCUGUGUGUUCUAAGUACUUUGAUCCUUUGUAGCACUAGUCUAUAAUGUUGGUUAGCAAGUUACUCUCGGAACUGGACCUGUGUGCCAGUUUCUCUAAGCGGAUCUAACGUUAACUUGUUGACCCAAAAGUGAGAAGCAUCGGAGCGUUAGCUAGCUAAAGCGUGAUACUGAAACUAACUUGACGAUACGUUCGCCCUUCUGAAGACGAGUUGUACCGUUGUGGAACCUUAAGUCAUCACUUUGCUGUGGAACCUUAAGUCAUCACUUUGCUGUGGAACCUUAAGUCAUCACUUUGCUGUGGAACCUUAAGUCAUCACUUUGCUGUGGAACCGUCACAGUCUGCGUGCUCGGUUUAUUGCAUAACAGUAGCCACCAGCUCACUGCUCGUACUAGAGACCCAGAGAGGAGAGUUGAGUACAGCAGCAGCUAAACCAGGAUUGUUGAAAACUCAACCACACCGUCUAACUAUCUUCACAGUUUGUUGGCUGCACCUGAUCGUAGAAAAAUGAGUACUAGGAAAAGUGGUGGGAAGCCAAACAGAGGAGGAGGCAAGUUUAACAAGCCAAGAGGAGGAAGAGGAGGAGGAGGAGGGGGUGGUCGUGGAGGUGGAGGUGGAGGAGGAGGUGCCGGUGCAGGUGCCGGUAGGAAAGGAGGAGCCGGUGGAUGGGAUGAAUGCUAUGACGAUUUCAGCCUUGAUGUUGGACCUUCUCGUUCCAGCAGACCUAGCAAAGAACGAAGCAGUGACAGCCUUGCUCUUAGCAGGGAUGUAGGCAGAGGUAGAGGACGAAGGGAUCUAAACGGCAGAAGCGAUGGGAGAAGUAGAGGCUCUCCCAUAGGUCUCCCGGACUGCCUGUUGAGAAUCAGGUCCAGCCCAAAACAAGCUCCAGUUUAUGGUAACCUGUAUGAGGGGAACUCCAAGCCCUUGCAGAAGAUCUUCAUGACUAAUGAGAACCAAGACCAGCUCAAGGAGCUGCUGCCAUAUCUGCAGAGUCAGGACGUUUAUGAUGAAGAUGGUACAGAUUCGGGGGGAGAAAAGGAGGAAUAUGAUGAGUUGGAUCACCGUGAGGAAGGCCAGUUUUGGGCCACUAAUGAUGAGCCGGUGGAGAGAGCAGACAGUCCAUUGAAUGACACAGAGUCUGAUGAUGAACGACCUGCCCCAGAACCCGUCAUCUCUUUAUUUGCCAUAGGCAAACUCUGCAGGUUUGGGUUUGACAGGGAACGCAGUAAACUGGCUCUCGGACGUGGUGGGGGGGAGUUUGGGGCCACUUUGGAACAGCUCCUCCACCAGGUUUUCACUGAGCGUUACGGCCAGAAAGCAGUGUCUCCUGACAACCUUCAGGCAGUGCCUAUGGAUGAGUGUCUGACCCUGAGACAGGAGGAAGCUCAGGUUCUCGCUGCCAUUUUUGGUGACCGCUUCAGUGAGCGCAUUGCUAACACAGUGUGGACACUGAGCCUGGACCUCUCAUUCCUCCCAGUAAACAAUGGCAAGAAGCGUGAGAUUGCUGAUGGUGGAAAGCCUAUUAACAACCGUGAUGUCUGCAAAUUCUACUUGAAAGGGAAAGGCUGCCGCUUUGGAGACAAAUGCAAGUUCAAACACCAACUUCCUGACAAAGGGAGGUCUGGUUCACCAGACAUGACGGGCCCAAGCCAGCCUGGAUUCAGCAGCUAUUCUCCUCCUGAGUAUGAACUGGAAAUCCGUUUCCCCAAAGGAAAUCGUUACCCAUUUCAGGCACCGAUAGUCGCCUUCAGCACCAACAAUGAAUCUGUCGGAGCACCAGGUAGGCUCAGCGUGACCGAGAGAUUAUUUGAAGAGGCACUCUCAGCGGCAAAGAACAACGAGCCUGCUGUUUACAAUCUGACUACCUUGUGUGAAGAUGAAGCUACCAUGAAGGAGCUGCUGUCUGUCAGUCACCACAAAUACAGCUCUCCGCCGCCUGUUGUGUCGGUACCUCCCCCUUCUAUCCCCAUAGCUAAGGGUAUGAGUGUGAGGAGCAGUACAGCAGAGGAAAGCAGGAGUGGUAAUAUCAGUAGUACUGAUCACUCUCACAGCAGGACUGCUCCACCCAAAACCAAAAUACCCUUAGACUUGAAUAAGACACUGGAGGUAGAGGAUCUGGACGAGAGAGAGGAAAAUGAUGAAAACAAGUGCUACAUUAGUCAGCGGAAGAGAGUUGUGAUUAGGCACACUCAAAACUUUGACAAUGUACUGCAAGAAAACCGCAAGCUGUGUCGAGAGUUCCACAUGAAACAGGUAUGCAGGCGCUACAGGUCCAUGAAGGAGCAGAGGAUGAACCUGCCGGCUUGGCAAGAAGAAGAGAACAUCCUUGACAUUUUGGACCGGUGUCAGGUGCUGGUUGUCAGUGGGAUGACAGGGUGUGGUAAGACCACCCAGAUCCCUCAGUUUAUUCUGGACGCCUCAUUGAGGGGUUCAGCUGAUCAGGUGGCCAACAUUAUCUGUACCCAACCACGCCGUAUUUCUGCCAUCUCUGUGGCUCAGAGAGUGGCAGAGGAGCGUGCAGAGAAACUGGGUAACUCCGUGGGAUAUCAGAUCCGUCUGGAGAGCGCCAGGACGUCUGCCACCAGACUCCUGUACUGCACUACAGGCGUGUUACUGAGGAGACUCGAGGGAGAGGCAGACCUCAAAGGAGUCACACACGUCAUUGUGGAUGAGGUGCACGAGCGCACAGAGGAGAGUGACUUCCUGCUGUUGGUGCUCAAAGACCUGAUUGUUCAGAGACCAGACUUGAAGAUCAUUCUCAUGAGUGCUACACUUAAUGCCAACCUCUUUUCUGAAUAUUUUAACAACUGUCCCUCCAUCCAUAUACCAGGGCGAACUUAUCCUGUCGACCAGUUUUUUCUGGAAGACGCCCUGGCUAAAACUGGUUAUGUCAUGGAGGAUGGCAGCCCUUACAUGCGUUCAAAGAAACACAAAAUGUCUUUUAUGGGUGAGCGAAGCAAUGUAGAGCCAAGGGACAUGGUGGACGACUUGGGUGACGACAUGUGGAACUUCGCGGAUUUCUGCAAUAAGGACUUUGUCAAUGACAGGAUCCCAGACCAGCAGCUCAGCCUGCAGGACCUCACAAUCAGAUACAAAGAUGUUGAGAAGUCUGUGCUGAGGACCAUUUCUGCAAUGGACCUGGACAAGAUAAACAUGGACCUGGUGGAGAGUCUGCUGGAGUGGAUUGUAGCUGGAAAACACGACUACCCUCCUGGUGCAGUGUUGGUGUUCUUGCCAGGCCUUGCUGAGAUCAAGAUGCUCUAUGAACAGCUCCAGGCCAACAGAAUGUUCAACAACAGAGGGACAAGCAGGUGUGUGGUGUACCCACUCCACUCAUCCUUGUCCAACGAGGAGCAGGAGGCAGUUUUCAGUCGGCCACCAGAGGGCACCACAAAGAUUAUCAUCUCCACCAACAUCGCAGAGACCUCUGUUACCAUUGACGACGUGGUUUAUGUGAUUGACUGUGGCAAGAUGAAGGAGAAAAGGUACGAUGCAUCGAAAGGCAUGGAGAGCCUGGAGGACUCAUGGGUUUCACAGGCCAACGCGCUGCAGAGGAAGGGUCGAGCGGGUCGUGUGGCCUCAGGAGUCUGCUUCCACCUCUUCACCAGUCACUGCUUCCAACACCAGCUGGCGGAGCAACAGCUGCCGGAGAUCCAGAGAGUGCCUCUGGAGCAGCUCUCCCUCAGGAUCAAAAUCCUGGACUUGUUUGCCGAGAGGACUUUGGAGUCGGUCUUCUCUCGGCUCAUCGAACCCCCGUCAAUGGAAAGCUUGGAUGCAGCCAAGCAGCGCCUGCAGAACCUGGGAGCUCUAACUGAAGACCAGAUGCUGACCCCGCUGGGCUACCACCUGGCCUGCCUGCCUGUUGACGUGCGCAUCGGGAAACUGAUGCUAUUUGGCGCCAUCUUCCACUGCCUCGACCCGGCACUCACCAUUGCUGCCAGCCUGGCCUCCAAAUCACCUUUUAUGUCUCCAUGGAAUAAGCGAGAGGAAGCCAAUGAGAAGAAAUUGGCCUUUGCCAAGAACAACAGCGACCAUCUUGCAUUGUUACAAGCAUAUAAGGGAUGGUGCUGUGCUGCAAAAAGGAGUAAAAAGGCCGGCUUUGCUUACUGCAAGGAAAACUUCCUGUCAUGGCGAGGCUUACAGGAGAUCGCCAGUCUGAAGAGGCAGUUUGCUGAGCUGCUAUCUGACAUCGGCUUCAUCAAGGGGGGACUGAGGGCCAGGGUGAUAGAGCGCAUGUCCUCUUAUGGCACUGACGGUGUUCUAGAUGCUACAGGCUCUGAGGCUAACCUGAACUCAGAAAACCAUCACCUGAUAACUGCCAUGCUGUGUGCAGCCCUCUAUCCCAACGUGGUCCAGGUACAAGCUCCUCAAGGAAACUACAUGAAGACCAGCACAGGAGCGAUGGAGAUGCAGCCUAAAGCCAGCGAGCUUCGCUUAAUGACCAAGAACGAUGGCUGCGUUCACAUGCACCCCUCGUCCAUCAACUACACUGUUCGUCACUACGACAGCCCCUUCCUGGUUUACCACGAGAAGGUGAAAACAAGCCGUGUCUUCAUCAGGGACUGCAGCAUGGUGUCUGCUUACGCGCUGGUGUUGUUUGGAGGAGGUCAGGUCAACAUGGAGGUGCACAAGGGAGAGUGCAUCAUCUCCCUGGACGACGGAUGGAUCCGAUUUGGUGCCACUUCUUUUACGGUGGCUGAGUUGGUGAAGGAGCUGCGCGUCGAGCUGGACCAGCUGCUUGAGGACAAGAUCAGGAAACCAAACAUGGACCUGUUCAACUGCCCCCGCAGCUCCCGCAUCAUCCAAAUGAUCGUCAACCUCAUCACCCCACAAUAGCUCCCCUCUUCAUUAGACCUUUUUUGUCGACUUCAAGGGCUGAAAUGCAUCAAGUUCCAACUUCUUUUUGUUUACAACCUUUUGACCACUGAAAUAUAAUAUAAUUUCACCCUGAAAACAUUAAACCAUUUUCUUUGUAUUUUUGGGAGACAGAUAUUUAACUUAAGUAAAAGUAUUACACUGACUUUUUUACUUGAGUUAAAGUACCAGCCGAGUGAACCCUUUUCCCUAAUGUAACAUCAUCAUGGAUAAGCCUCGGCUGUGUUUCUGCACCAUUGAUGCUGGUGCUGCAGAAGGCGGGGUCUAAUGUUACCUGCCCAAUCAGAUUGGUCACUUUCUUAUCGAUAUUGAUACUUUUAAAUAAGGAAAAGACAAGUAAUGCAAUGGAUUGUACAUCUAUAGUUGGGUUGAAAGUACAGAUAUUUGCUGACAGGGGAUCAACAGUGAAAAGUACUUAAAUCUACUCAAGUAAAGUACACAUGCAUUAUUAAUACAUACAUACAUCAUGUGCAAAAAAAGUACUUAAGUUAAGUAACUAUUGGAGAACUGGCAGGAAGGAUGGUUCUUACUUUAGUUAAUACAAUUUCAGUACCACUGAACUGCUCUACUGGUGUGACAGUCACCACUUUAUUUUCCACCAUUAUCAGUUUACACAAAGACUUUAUUGUGAUGCUGCACCAGAGGCUUUUUUAAACAAAAAAAACUGGUCUUUAAUACCAACUACUGCUUGCGCAGUAAAUCGACACUUUGAUUGUGAAAUUCGAAGUCAGACAAACUGAAUAUUUAUUGUAGGCUGU